Molecule: messenger RNA, 1017 nt
Organism: Rhagoletis pomonella (apple maggot)
Lineage: Eukaryota; Metazoa; Arthropoda; Insecta; Diptera; Tephritidae
Gene: Nup37
Product: nucleoporin Nup37
Exons: 3
Coding region: 39-992 (317 amino acids)
Cellular component (GO): nuclear pore outer ring
Molecular function (GO): protein binding
Source: RefSeq, a predicted model, not a curated record
UGUGUGCAGGUGCCUUAUUUUUUGUUUAUAGUAAAAAAAUGCGGAGUUUUACGCCAGUCACCCACACGCUGAGCUUUCCAGAGCAAUUGGAAUGCUUUGAAUUCUGUGGCAGCGAUUUCGCCUGUAAUUUGAUAGCACUUGGAAGCAAUAAAAAGAUUAUUCUUGGUAUCAUAAGUUUGCCGGAAGAAGCUGGUUGUUUUGAUUGGAAGCAUUUAAAAGACUUAUACCACGAGAGUCGCUGUGUGUCACUUUGCUUUGCCCCAGAAACUUCGCUGGCGGGGGUGCCAAAAUCGGUUAUGUUUUGCGCAGCUGGUUCCGAUUUCCGAUUGCGUAUAUUCCGUACAGACUUGCAGAACUCUGACACUGUUCAAGUACUCAAUGGCCAUACAAACUAUAUCAACGAAGUUGUAUGGGACUGCAAUGGCGAGUUUCUGACAUCUGUUGGCGACGAUAAUACUUGUCGUAUCUGGGAUGCUAAAGAUAAUUUUGAAAAUACCGUAACAUUUCAUUUGCAAUCAGCUGGCAUGUCUGUAAAGUGCCACCCAGAGGAACCGCGCAAAGUACUUGUGGCCGAGAAAAGGGGUGUCAUACAUUUGUACAAUGUGCAGACACAGACGGCGAUUAUAUCGGUUGAAGCGCAAAAGUUUCCGCUCAGAUCAGUGGAUUGGUGUCCGCUGAACCGCAUGUGCAUUACCGCACUUGUAGCGGGCGAUAUAAUUACUUGGGAUCUACGACGCCCCACACCCAUCGAUAUAAAGCAAGUACAUGAAGACGGUGGACAAAUAGUGCGCAUAGCACCCAAUGCAGAGACAGUAAUAGCCAGUGUUGGUCGACCGGAUAUUGCAGUUAAAGUUUUCACCGCUAAAUCAAGAAUACCACUAGUGGAUGCCGCGCUCAAGCUGUACGGUGGCUUGUCCUGGCACCAUCGCUUACCCUACAUUGGUGUGGCUACAGAUCGAAAGUUAUGUCUAUGGAAAUUACAAAUUAAAUAAACCGAAGAAUUCGUUCUAUUGCUAA